Messenger RNA from Synchiropus splendidus (mandarinfish), 4954 nucleotides. RefSeq names its product WASH complex subunit 2C (gene washc2c). The coding region runs from base 137 to 4417 and encodes 1426 amino acids. Gene Ontology annotation, cellular component: WASH complex; early endosome. Gene Ontology annotation, biological process: retrograde transport, endosome to Golgi; protein localization to endosome. Gene Ontology annotation, molecular function: retromer complex binding; phosphatidylinositol phosphate binding. The record is from RefSeq and is a predicted model, not a curated record. NCBI's taxonomy places the organism in Eukaryota, Metazoa, Chordata, Actinopteri, Syngnathiformes, Callionymidae. The transcript has 31 exons.
CUGCAGACAGAACAUGGCUGACCUGUCAGAAGACCAAUGAGGGAAAGGAAACAUUUAGCAUAAUCGAUCUUGUUUUUUACGUCGUUUGUCGGCACAUUUGACAACCGUGGACAUAUUCUGAACAGAGGUAUUCAAGAUGAGCAGAUUGCCGGAUGGAAUGCCAAAUGGUCCCAGCCGGAACGAACACACCGGGAAAGAUGCACAAAUCUGGGAAAGGCCCUGGACACUUGAAGAGAUGCGGCAGAGCAGUGAUAACUGGUCUCUGGCUGCUGACGCCGGUCUCUUUCUCUUUCUUCAAGAUUUCUCACAGAGGAUGCUGUCAAAGACGCAUGACAUCGAGAAGCAGCUGGACAGUCUCAUCCGUGACACCAAGGCCACUGAUAGCUGCUUGCAGUCUGUCUUCAAUGACUUCCUCAUGCUUUCCAAUACACAGUUUAUAGAAAAUAGGGUCUACGAUGAAGAGGUGGAAGAGACUGUUCAAAAGACGGAUGUUGCGGAUAAUAAACCCGAACAGAAAACCAGAGAGCAGAAAGAGGCCGAGUUGAUUCCCAAAAUGCAGGAAGCGGUUUCUCAUGGAUUGAGAGUUUUGGACUCUGCCUUUGAGCACCUGGACAUAAAAGCAGGAAACUCUGACUCGGAGGAUGAGGAGGUGACCGACCGAGUUGAGGCCAUCUUGGAGCCCAAGGACCUCUACGUGGACAGACCACUGCCAUUCCUGAUUGGUUCGCGGGCGUUCAUGGAUCAGGAUGACGUUGGACUCGGUGACCUUUCAAGUGAUGAAAUGUCGGUUGAUAGUGAUCGAGACAGUGUGAUUGAGAGUGAAGAGGGCAAAGACGCAGAUCGUUCCGAUGAUGACUUGAGUCAGGAAGAAGACGAAGUUCACCAUAAUAUCAAAAAGAAGUCUUCGUUAAUGAGUUUUGAGGAGGAUGAAGAGGACGAGGAUUCUGACAUAUUUGGAGAGUCUGACAAAGAAGAGGAUGACACAAAGAACACAGGCUCGUCCUCUUUUGCCGAUGAGCUGGCCGCACGCAUUAAAGGUGAACCAGUGAAGAAAACCGAAGGCGAUCGUGCCUCAUUGACUUCUAAGAAGAAAAGUAAAGGCAGGAAAGAAUCCAAAUCUUCAAAACAAGAGGCAGUAGCUGUGCACGACGAUGACGACAGUGAUGACAUGUUUAAACCCCCAAAGAUGGAGGAUGAAGACUUCUCUCCGUUUGGAGGCACGAGUGGUCUCUUCAGUGGUGGCAGAGGCCUGUUUGAUGAUGAUGGCGACGAAGAGGAGGGGGACCUUUUCUCCGAGGCACCCAAACCUACCCGUCACAAAGAAGAGAAGUCCAGUAACGGCAGUGUCAGAAGCACAUCUCAAACUUCAGAAUCUGUGAAGUCUGUUAAGAAAAUCCCGCCUGGUGCUGUUUCAAUAUUUCCAGAUAACGGCCUCUUUGGUUCAGGGAAUGACUCAGACUCCCUAGAGAGUAAAGAUAACGGAUCUCCGUCAACAAAGUCCUUUUCCACUUCCAAGAUGACCCCUUCCCUGCCCAGCACUGGAGGUGGGGGUAUCGCCGGUGGUCUGUUCGAUGAUGAAGAGGAUGACAAUGAUUUCUUCAGUGGCAAAAGCACGAAACAGUCAGCUUCCUCUGGAAACGACAAGCAAAGGAAGACGGUCGAUCUGUUUGCUGAGGAUGAUGAAGACGGGGAUAUAUUUGGGGAAAAGAACAAAGCAGCAGCUCUGACUAAGAAGGCGCCUGUGGAAGAGCAAGUGAAACCAUCUGAGAAAAAGAUGCCGGCGGGGGCCAUAUCAAUCUUCGGGCCAGGAACUAAAAGCUUGAUCAGCGAGGGUCUGAAGAGACGGAGCACAUCUGCCAGCGAGGAGUCUGAGAAGUCUCAGGAGAAUGGCCUUGCCCCUGGUAUUGCGAAGCCUGUCAAGCAAGAGACCAGCGGACUCUUCUCUGAUGAUGACGACAGCCAAAUCUUUCCGUCGGUCGCCAAGAGCCAUUCAAAGUCUGAAUCUUCAAGUCAGAGGAAAGGCAAUAAGCCUCCGCCGUCGUUAUUUGAUGAUGAAGAUGAAGAAGAGGAUCUAUUUGCUUCAGCUGCCAAAUCUAAACCAAAGCCUCAAGAUAAACCUUCAACCACACAAAGCAGUAAAACUGUGUCCAGCUCCCUCUUCAGCGAUGAUGAGGACCAGUGGUUGAGCUCCAGCUCUAGUGCCGUCAAACAGGAAACCAAGACGGCAGGAAUGAAGUCGAGCGUGAGCGCCCCGUCGAAUCUGCCCAGUGCAAAACCGUAUCCCAAGAGCAGCCUCUUUGAUGAAGACGAUGAUGAUCUGUUCGCUCCGACCAAGGAAUCAAGUCAAAGCAAGCCUCAUAGAGUUGCUCUACUGUUUGAAGACGAAGAUGAUGAAGAUCAAGGAACACUUUUUGGCAUAAAACCUACUGCACAUUCUCCAGCAGUACCUGCUAAAUCCUCUGAUCUCUGCACCCUUCCCAAAUCUGAGGUGGGAAAAGCUCCUGCACCUGCACCUGAAGAGAAGACUCACGAGGAGAGGAAUGUUGCCACCAAGAAACCAGAGAGCCCAGACUUGUCACAAGACACCAGCCAAAGCAAGAAGAAGCCUGUCGGGGCCGUCAGCUUGUUUGGGGGCAUCGACAUUCUGGCCAAGAAGAAAAAUCAGAGCCCAUUGGAUGGAGAUGACGAUGACGACUUCCUGUCAAAAGAGACUCCCCCGGCUGAUGUUAAAAAAGAAGACAAACCCAAAACAAAUGCUCUAAGCCUGUUUGAUAAUGAAGAGGAAGAUGAUUCAGACUGGAAUGAUUCAAUAUUCAAAUCCAGUAAACCUGCAGCUAGAGAUAUAGUAAAGCCUGCAGUGGAGCGUACGACCUUGAGGAGCACUGGUGUUUUCCAGGACGAAGAGUUGUUGUUCAGUCACACGCAGCAGAAGGACAACGACCCAGAAGUCGACCUUUUUGCCACCUCAGGAAAAGCCUCUAACUCCAAGCCCAGCACUGUGAAGCCAGCAGCACCAAGCCUCUUCUCAGAUGACGAUGAGGAUGACCUGUUCGCCGCGGUCAAGCCCAAAUCUCCACCUCCGGUAAUUGCAGCGAAGCCCACCAAACCAAAUGCUAGUCAAGAGUCUACAGCAGAGAAACAGACUCCUGCUUCCAACUCUGCAAAGCCCAAAGAUCCCUCAUCAAGGAUCGGAAAACUUCAAGCUAACUUGAAGAUAGACCCCACCAUGUUGCGCCCGGGCUCUGCCCCAACUAUGCCAGGGCCUCACUCAAUGGAUCCCAAUUCCUCCUCUGGCGUGUCCAGCUCCAGUCUGAGCCCGAGCCCAGCUACAACUCCCAUUGUGGCGCAGGAUUGCGGCGUGAAUUUUGAUUCCCCAAUGCCCGUUGCGACACUUCACAGCGCACACAAGAACCGGCCUAAAGGGGCAGCCCUGCGGCGGCCGCAGUCCCGGGCGGCCCGGCAGCAAGCAGCUCUGAGAUCAAUGGAUGAUAAUGAAGAGUUUACUGGGCAGAGUCUAAAUGAUUCCAACCCCGCAGCUUCUGGAUCAUUCUCAUCCCUUCUGGUCAAAGACCAUGUGAAGCAGGGCAUUUCACCGGUCUCGGUGCCAACACCAGAAUUUCCCACGACACCCACCACCUCUUCCUCGUCCUCUCAGCCUCCAGUCGAUGAAAUAUCCCCCAGGCCUUCUUUACUGACACUGCCAGUGUCCACACAUGCUGGAAAACAAGACUCUAGUAAGAACAAUACAAACUUGUUGGCAGCUGCUGAUGACAAUGAUCUGUUCGGAGUCUCUGAACCUUCCUCCACCAUAAGGACUGCACAACACGCAACACAUGCAACAACACCUGCCAGUAGAACAACAGUGUCAAAGAAGGACAAAGAAAAAUCUGCUCUUCCGUCCAUCUUUGAUGACAACAUUGACGACCUUUUCCAGAAGGUGAAGCCCAAGGCAGCAGCAAAGGAAACCAAGGCCUCAUCGUUUUUGGAAGAUGAGGAUGAUGAUGAUGACCUCUUUGGGCUGAGCAACAGCUCCACCCCUUCUUCCACAAGUAGCAAAGAAGUCAAGAGUAGCAUCAGUUUUUUAAAGCAGGAUAUUUUUAAGGAUGAUGUAGCCACCGUGCCUAAAGUCCAGAAGAAGAGCAAGGAGAAGCCCAUCGACAGCAGCUUGUUUGACGAUAACAUCGAUAUUUUUGCCGACCUGUCUGAGGUGAUAAAACCAAAACCCACGUCAAAGACAAAAGGAGAGACGAAGUCCAUAUUUGAUGAUGACAUGGAUGAUAUCUUCUCAACAAGCACAAAAACACCGGUGGCAAAGGCGCCACCUAAGUCGAAGAAAACGUCUCCAUCACAGGAGACCAGCACAACUGUUUCAAGCAACAUAUUCGAUGAUCCACUUAACGCCCUCGGUGGUGAAUGAUUGUCCCCUAGUAGCCACUUGUGUACAGUGAUUUCUAUUGUUGUGAGAUAGCUGGAGAAUCGAAGAGUGAACAAUCUCGCUGUUGUAUAUUUAAGUAUUCAAAUCAUGUCGACACUGUGUCUUAAUUUUUGCCUGACGAAGAUCCCAGUCGUCUUUGAAGAGCAUAUCCAAGGAUCACACUGGCAAAAGAACAGAUUUUGUAAUUAUUAUCAAAUACUGUUAAUUGUUUCUACUCAUGAUAGCACUUUAAAAGCAUACCACAUGCUUAACCUCAAGGCCUGAUGAAAUUAACAUUAGAAUGUUUCCUUUGUUUUCAAGAUGUCUGCAGUUUGGCGUUCGCCGUGUCAUGAUUUCAUGCGUAUGUGCCAUUACAUGGUCUUGGAGAAAUCAAUGUUUACUUGCUGUCUUAGUUCCUUUUUUUUUUUGACAAUAUUUUUAUUAAUAAGAAAGUCACUCAUUUCUAAACUUUUGCUGUGAUAACAGAGAAUUCAUUUUAAUAACUAAAAAGAAACAUAUUUUACACAAUUUGCUGUGUGU